UACAAACCAGAUUUUGGACAAUGCUGUCCCUGUCUUGCUUGUUGAUGGGUAUAAUGUAUGUGGCUAUUGGGCGAAGCUGAAGAAGCAUUUUAUGAAUGGCAGACUUGAUAUUGCACGACAAAAAUUAAUUGAUGAGCUUGUAACAUUUAGUAUGCUCAGAGAUGUCAAAGUGGUAGUUGUCUUUGAUGCCAUGAUGUCAGGGCUUCCCACUCACAAGGAAACUUUUGCUGGUGUUGAUGUGGUUUUCUCUGGUGAAUCAUGUGCUGAUGCAUGGAUUGAAAAAGAGAAUGCCCUCUAUUUCUGUCAUCUUGGCGGUCAUUUUCUUCUCUGCCGUUAUCCUAAGUGGGAUGCAAUUUUGGUGGUUGCCUUGAGGGAGGAUGGAUGCCCGAAAGUAUGGGUUGUGACUUCUGAUCAUAUGCAACAACAUGCUGCACAUGUAGCAGGAGCCUUUGUUUGGAGUUGCAAGGCUUUGGUUUCUGAAAUUAAGGCAUCACAUAAGGAAAUGGAGAGGAUGCUACAAGAACAAAGGACUUCUUUUCAAGGUAGAUUGUUAAAGCACAAUCUUGAUUCUGAAGUUGUAGAUGCUCUCAAGGAUUUGAGGAAUAAGCUAGCUGAGAACGAGUCAAAAAGCAGAAUGUAAGAAGAAAUAGAAUAGGAAUUCCAAUUUCUAUAUUUGAUACGUUGGAAAGCCCUGGAAGAGACAUUCAAAAGCUUUUUCUAACCAAAUAAAUGCCCGGAAAAUAAGGCUGUCAUGGAAUUCCAUCCAAAAGGGAAGUACUCGUUUUUCCACAAAGAGACGACUACAGGGGAAGCGGCUGACUGCAGUCCUUGAAAUAGGAACUUGGUUAUAGAAAUGGCGGAUGGAUGGAAUGUGAAAUUCUUGGUGCUGUAGAAAAGCUAGAAAUCCUUCAAAUUCACAUUCUCGACAGACCUGGUUUAGCAUGGACCAUAUGGAUACUCAUUAGGCUCUGAUUAUAAUAUCUCAAGCGAGCAAGGUGUUGUCUGCUUUUAAGUCUAGUUUGGACAGUUUUGUUUUUGGGAUAGAGCAUCACCUUUAAGCCCAAAACGUGCCUUGCUAAUCUAAGGCUUUCACGGAUGUUACACUUCAUCCAUCCUUCCUGCAUACGAGAUAAGGACAAGGCUUUACUCUGAUAUCAAGCUUGUAAUAUCUCAGGCCUAGCAAAGUAUUGUGCACUUUGGGCCAGCCUAUAUGGUUUAUUCUUGGGUUAAGGCCUCAUUUCUAAGCUAAUGUAUCUUGCUGGUCUAAGACUUAUAUAUCUUUAUGUAUAUUAUUUCUAUUUUGUGCUUA
Molecule: messenger RNA, 1309 nt
Organism: Jatropha curcas
Lineage: Eukaryota; Viridiplantae; Streptophyta; Magnoliopsida; Malpighiales; Euphorbiaceae
Source: RefSeq, a predicted model, not a curated record